AUGCAUCAACUUGCGGUCGAUGAAGCAGUUUUAUACCCCAUUGGCUCCAAAAUAAUUCAACGCGAUUUUUAUGUCGACGACUUAAUCACUGGUGCGCACACCAUUGAAGAAGUAAAAGAAAUAGUGAAACAAACCUCUGAGCUGUUAGGUAAAGGAAAUUUUAAAAUUCGAAAGUGGUGUUCAAAUAAACCACAAGUGCUUAGCAAUGUGCCGGAUACAGAUAAGGAGAAAUUAAUCAAAUUCGAUGAUGGAAGUGUUUUGACAAAGACGCUUGGACUUCAAUGGAAUCCCGAGGCUGAUAUUUUCAUAUUUUCGUUUACUCCUCGCCAAAACAAUAGAAAAAUUACUAAGCGCUCAGUUUUGUCGAUUAUUGCUCAACUUGAUGAUCCAUUGGGAUUAAUUGGACCCGUAGUGUGCAAGGCAAAAAUAUUCCUUCAGCGACUGUGGGUGGAGAAGAUCGAUUGGGAUGAAAGUCUACCAAUGACUUAUCAAACAGCAUGGCUUCAAAUUUACGAUGAGUUUAGUAGUAUAGGAAAUAUGACCUUUCCACGAUAUGUUGGCUUACCAAAGUCUAGCUUGGAAUUACAUGCCUUUUGUGAUGCCAGUCUCUCAGCUUACGGCACCUGUAUCUACGUAGUAUCUCGUUUAGGUGGACACGCACAUUCCACGUUGCUCUGUUCAAAAUCAAGGGUUGCGCCAUUAAAAACGGUCACAGUUCCUAAACUAGAGUUAUGUGCAGCUGCGCUUCUGGCUCUAGUAAUUCAGUCUAUAUGCAAUUUACGAAUAUUUAACUGUCGAUUCUUUUGCUGGUCGGAUUCCACAACGGUUUUGUCAUGGAUCAAGGAGGAGCCUUCACGUUUUAAUAUUUUUGUCGCCAAUCGCAUUACAAGUAUACAACAUUUAACAAAUGGCAUGGAGUGGCGAAUUUACAUGCCGGACCUCAAGCAUUACUUGCUGCAAUACGACAACAAUAUUGGCCCCUGGGAGGAAAAAAGGUG
Bactrocera tryoni is the source of this 998-nucleotide messenger RNA. RefSeq lists its product as uncharacterized. Lineage: Eukaryota; Metazoa; Arthropoda; Insecta; Diptera; Tephritidae. The record is from RefSeq and is a predicted model, not a curated record. The transcript has 2 exons. The annotation marks the transcript as partial.